Leptinotarsa decemlineata (Colorado potato beetle) is the source of this 1005-nucleotide messenger RNA. RefSeq lists its product as uncharacterized. The record is from RefSeq and is a predicted model, not a curated record. Lineage: Eukaryota; Metazoa; Arthropoda; Insecta; Coleoptera; Chrysomelidae.
GUUAUGCCAAAAGAUGUCACUGAAACUGUAUUUCUGGCAUAUUUUCAAGAACUGGUAAGGAAUUUUCUAUGUUUUUCGGUAGAUUUGGUAGUAAUUGUGUUUAUUCGUUUCAGUCAGAAACGUAUAGUCCGAAUUCUUUAUGGACUAAAUGGUCAAUGCUAAAAUCGAUGGUGACUAUACAUGAGAAACGAGAUAUCACCAAGUUCAAUGAACUACAGGCUUUUUUGAAACGGAAGAGUAAGAGUUAUAAGCCGAAAAAGUCUGCUGUUUUAUCUCCUAAAGAUGUUAUCAGAUUCCUAAAGGACGCUCCUAAUGAUAUUCAUUUAUUGCAUAAGGUUGUUUUGAUUAUGGGUUAUUUUGGAGGAUGCAGAAGUCAGGAACUUUUGAAUAUGAAGAUAUCGGAUAUAGAGGACCGGGAUUCCAUUAUGGUAGUGAACGUACCGGAAAGUAAAACUGGUGUAUCGAAGAAAUUUACAGUUGUGGAUGAAAAAGAGUUCUCCGCUUUGCCUUUAUCAAGACUUUAUAUGUCUUUGCGUCCUAAAAGUAUUGAACGAUUUUUUUUGAGCUUCCGACAAAAUAAAUGUACAUCUCAGCCAAUUGGAAAAAACAUGUUUGGGAAAAUCCCCAGCAAAAUCGCAAUGUAUUUAGGAUUGCUAAACUCAUCUUCCUAUACGGGACAUUGCCUUCGUCGCACUUCUGCUACUGCUCUAGCCAAUGCAGGAGCAACUAUGACUAACUUAAAAAGACACGGAGGUUGGAAAAGUUCCACGGUGGCGGAGGGGUAUUUGGAGGAUAGCAUCGAAUUGAGAAAUAAAACGGCGCGUAUGUUGUCUACUUUGUCAUCAGAAGAGGCAGGUACCUCGACUGUAGUGAACAGAAGCUCCAGCCAUACAAAAGAAGAAAUUGUUUCCAGUGGCGGAAGUAAUUUUCAGGGAACAUUUCAAAAUUGUACAUUUAUUAUUUGUAAUGACGUGAAUAAAUAAAAUAUGGUUCAGUUUUCAUUUC